Messenger RNA from Oncorhynchus nerka (sockeye salmon), 989 nucleotides. RefSeq names its product zinc finger protein 189-like. NCBI's taxonomy places the organism in Eukaryota, Metazoa, Chordata, Actinopteri, Salmoniformes, Salmonidae. Gene Ontology annotation, molecular function: DNA-binding transcription factor activity, RNA polymerase II-specific; sequence-specific DNA binding. The coding region runs from base 227 to 739 and encodes 170 amino acids. The record is from RefSeq and is a predicted model, not a curated record. Gene Ontology annotation, cellular component: nucleus. Gene Ontology annotation, biological process: regulation of transcription by RNA polymerase II. The transcript is spliced from 2 exons.
UUCUUCAACAACUGCAGUCACCUAGGUAGCUCGCUAGACAACAAAGUCGGAACAUUCAAGCUCUUUAGACAUUUCGUGGUUUAUUUGCCACUAUGAUUUAAACAUACUUAUGUGGAAACAACUAGAUACACCAUUUAUUUUAAUAUUUACGUUGUAAGUCAACUUGCUGGCUGGUUAAGUUAGCACUAGUCUAGUCGCUAAUACUAACUAGCUAUUAUUCCCGAACAUGAGUUCACUAAGCUACUCUCCUCCUGUUAAAGAAGAGGGGGUCUGCUGGACGGAGAAAGAAGCUCUCGUGAAAGAGGAGGAAGAGGAGGCUGUUACAAUACAAAAACAAGUAGAGGGUGAGGCUAUUACCGUGAAAGAAGAAGAGAAAGACGCCUCCAGAGUGGAGGAUGAAGACCUUUUUGGAAUGAAGGAUGAAGAGGGGGAGAUUACUGUCACAUUAGAGGAGGACGAAGAAGAGAAUACUGGAGAUCUGAUUAACACCAGUAAAUACAGAGAACAACAUCAUGAUGCUGACAAGGCAGAGAAGAGUCUCUCCAGAUCAGAACACCUCAAGAAACACCUGCAGAGACCCACAGGGAAGAAAUCUCACCACUGCUCUGAAUGUGGGAAGAGUUACUCAAGAUCAGAUUCACUUAAACUACAUAAGAGAAUACACCAGCGAGUACACACAGGAGAGAAACCUCACCACUGUUUUGACUGUGGGAAGAGUUUUAAAAUCAGAUUCACUUAAACUACACCUGAGAAUACACACUGGAGAGAAUCUUCACUUCUGCUCUGACUGUGGGAAGAGAUUCACCUCUUCAGUAGACCUUAAAAUACAUCAGAGAAUUCACACUGGAGAGAAACCUUUUGGCUGUGAUCAAUGUGGGAAGAGUUUUACUAAGCCAAUCAACUUGAAAUCACACCAGCGAAUACACACUGGAAAGAAACCUUAUGGCUGUGAUCAAUGUGGGAAGAGUUUUACUCAGUCAAGCGGCCUG